UAAUCAGAAGCAAUCUCACCUUUGAAUCAUCUAUUUUCAAAUAUUCUACCAAAAGGAAGCUUCUUGUACUUUUCAUUUUGCCAAGUUUCCGUCUAAAUCUCCGGCGGCCUACGUUUCCACCGAUCCUCCGACUUCUUUAAAGUUUCAUCUUCUUACAAAGGAACGACGAAGCUCUGUUCAUCGUUUGAGUAGCGUGAUCCGGUCUACAAAGAAAUCAGUCUGCGGGAGAAAGAGGAAGACGAAGAUGAAGAGAGUUAGAGAAGAUGUUCACACUGAACCUAAUAAGCGAAGGCCUGAAGUUUCGUCUCGAGGAGAAACAAACAAGCAACCUCGAACCGUCGACGCCCUAACUUAUCUCAAAGCUGUUAAGGACAUUUUUCAAGACAAUAAAGAGAAAUAUGAGUCAUUCCUUGAGCUCAUGAAGGAGUUUAAAGCUCAGAGAAUCGACACUGAUGGUGUCAUUGAAAGAAUUAAAGUAUUGUUCAAGGGUUAUAAGGACCUACUUUUAGGUUUUAAUACUUUCUUGCCCAAAGGCUAUAGAAUAACCCUUCUGCCGGAGGAAGAGAAGCCAAAGGUCCGGGUGGAUUUCAAAGACGCUAUCGGUUUCGUCACCAAGAUUAAGACGAGGUUUGGAGAUGAUGAACAUGCGUAUAAAAGGUUUCUAGACAUCUUGAACAUGUAUAGAAAGGAAAGAAAGUCCAUCUCUGAGGUCUACGAAGAGGUUACUAUGUUAUUCAAGGGUCAUGAAGAUCUGCUCAUGGAGUUUGUUAAUUUCUUACCUAACUGUCCAGAAGUAGCUCCCUCGGCAAAUAAUGCAGUGCCGCGUCACAAGGGCACUGCAAUCACUGCCAUGCAUUCUGAUAAGAAAAGAAAACAACGACGUAAGCUUGAGGAUUAUUCUGGACACUCUGAUCAACGAGAAGAUGGUGAUGAGAAUCUUGUCGCUUGCUCCGCUGACUCCCCUGUUGGAGAAGGUCAGCCAGGAUACUUUCGAGAUUAUGAAAAUAGAGAAGAUACUGAAACAGAUACAGCAGAUAGAACUGAAAAAAGUGCAGCAUCUGGCAGUCAAGAUAUGGGAAAUCACAAAUCGACUACCAAGUAUGUGGGAACACCUAUAAAUGAGCUUGAUCUUUCUGAGUGCACUCAGUGUACCCCAAGUUAUCGACUCCUGCCAAAGGAUUAUGCAGUUGAGAUCCCAAGCUACAGAAAUACACUUGGUAAAAAGACACUCAAUGACCACCUGGUAUCUGUCACCUCAGGGAGUGAAGAUUACUCAUUCAGUCAUAUGCGCAAAAACCAGUAUGAAGAAAGCUUGUUUCGGUGUGAGGAUGACAGGUAUGAAAUGGACAUGUUACUAGGAUCUGUAAGUUCAGCCAUUAAACACGUGGAAAUUCUUCUCGAGAAGAUGAACAACAAUACUAUCUCAGUAGACUCUACUAUAUGUAUCGAAAAACACUUAUCAGCUAUAAACUUGAGAUGCAUUGAGCGGUUAUACGGUGAUAAUGGGCUUGAUGUCAUGGAUCUUUUGAAGAAGAAUAUGCAUAGCGCUUUACCGGUGAUACUAACGCGCUUGAAGCAGAAGCAAGAAGAAUGGGCAAGGUGCCACUCUGAUUUCCAGAAAGUUUGGGCUGAAGUAUAUGCUAAGAAUCACCAUAAGUCACUAGAUCAUCGUAGUUUCUAUUUCAAGCAGCAGGACUCUAAGAACUUGAGCACAAAAUGUUUAGUGGCAGAAGUAAAAGAUAUCAGUGAGAAAAAGCAUCAAGAAGAUCUCCUUCAAGCUAUAUCUGUUAGAGUUAUGCCCUCAUUUACUCCGGAUUUGGAGUUCAACUAUUGUGAUAUACAAAUUCACGAGGAUCUCUAUCUGCUAAUCAAGUAUUACUGUGAAGAAAUAUGUGCCACUGAACAAUCAGAUAAGGUGAUGAAGCUGUGGAUAACCUUUUUAGAGCCCAUGUUUGGCAUUCUUUCGAGGUCUCAAGGUAACCAUGCUCUGGAAGAUGUGUCAAAGUUGAAAAACAACCAAGAAUUGCAAGAUGCAUUCGUGGCAGCGAAGGAUACAGCUUCUGGGUCAAACCUUAAACAUCCAAUAUCCCCGAAACUACUGAACAAAGAUAAUUUAACAAUGCAAGGAAGUUCUCCUCGGAAAGAUGUCUCAGCGAAUAUAAUGAAAACUGCUCAGCCCGAUAAGCUGCAGGAUGAUGCAGCUAUGACUAAUGAGGUUAUCCAGUCUUCCAAACUUGUGUCACCCAGAAAUGAUCAGAUAAUGGAGGAUGAAGGGAAUCAUAUGGUUAACGAAGCAUCGGUGGAAAAGCAUGAGGUUGAGCGAGAAGAGGGUGAAUUAUCUCCCACCCCCAGUCGUGAGCAAGGCAACUUUGAGGUUAAUGGACAGAAUGGCUUCAAGCCUUUACAAAAGAUGACGGACAAUGUAAGAAGCAAUAAAGACCAGCAAAGUUGUGAUAUAAAGGGAGCAUAUCAUACUGAAAUCGGAGCAAAGAACGAUACUCGCGCUGAAGAUGACAAACAAGAAAAUUGUCACAAGUUAUCAGAGGAUAAUGAGACUGCCUCUGAAAUGCUUGUUUCAGGAACCAAGUUUAGUUGUCAUGAAGAGCACAACAGAGUUACGAACUGUAAUGGGCGUGGUAGUGUUGCUGGAGAGAUGGCUAUUGGAAAUGAAGGUGAAGAUGGAUCCUUUGCAUUUUCAGAACGGUUUCUGCAAACUGUAAAACCUGUUGCCAAGCAUCUGUCUUGGCCAUUGCAAGCUAGUGAAACGUGCUCCCAAAAUGAUUCUCAAGUUUUUUACGGGAAUGAUUCCUAUUAUGUGCUAUUUAGGCUUCAUCAAAUGUUGUACGAGAGAAUACAAACAGCAAAGAAACAUUCAGAAAAGAAGUGGAAGGCUCCAGAUAACACAACUCCUGAUUCUUAUCCCAGGUUCAUGGAUGCACUCUAUAAUUUACUUGACGGUUCUAUUGACAAUACAAAGUUUGAAGAUGAGUGCCGAGCUAUUUUUGGAGCACAGUCAUAUGUUCUUUUCACAUUGGACAAGCUAGUUCAGAAGUUUGUUAAGCAUCUCCAUGCGGUUGCAUCUGAUGAAACAGACACCAAGCUUCUGCAACUACAUGCGUAUGAGAACUACAGAAAACCGGGAAAAUUCUUUGAUCUUGUGUAUCAUGAGAAUGCAUGUGCCCUCCUCCAUGAGGCAAACAUAUACCGGAUCAGAUAUUCAUCAGCAGAAACACGUCUCUCGAUUCAGCUUAUGAACAGCGGGAACAAUCAGCCUGAAGUAAUGGGUGUAGCGAUGGAGCCGGGUUUUGCAGAUUAUCUACAAAAUAAAUUUCUGAAAUCCGUCAAUGAUGAAGAGAAUCACGGACUGUUUCUGAAAAGGAACAAGAAGAAAUUCACCAGCUUAGAUGAAUCUUGGGGGAUGCCCGUUGCGAUGGAAGGAUUGCAUAUUAUCAACGAGAUGGAAUGUAAUAUGGCUUGCAGUUCUUCAAAGGUGAAGUAUGUAGCAAAUACAUCAGAUGUUUUGUAUAGGAGCAAACAGGGGAAACCGAAUUUAAAGGAACCGAGGCUUAAAAGAGUCGGUGAAAUCUUGAAACAGAGAAGGAUAUCGCGGUUUCACAUAAUGCUGAAUUGCAGACUUUGUGCCUUGCCUCCUCUAUAAACUGGUGUUAGUGUCGAGGUUCUUAAAGGUAAAGGCUCGUUGGCUCUUAGAGAUUAUGCAAAGCUUUUGGUGGUCGAGAAGUUUACUCGUCUUUAACGUGACAUGGACUGGGAUCAUAUGGCUCAUGGUUCACUACGCGGCUACUCCACAUUUUUUGUUUGUUUUUCUUUUUUGCGUUUUGCGUUCGGAGUCUUCGGUUUUGGUGUAUAGUUGUAGACUUGUAGUAGAAUAUAUGAUACGAAAGUUG
Arabidopsis arenosa is the source of this 3905-nucleotide messenger RNA. NCBI's taxonomy places the organism in Eukaryota, Viridiplantae, Streptophyta, Magnoliopsida, Brassicales, Brassicaceae. The record is from the annotation of a GenBank genome assembly.